CAGAGUAUAAAAGGUCUUCUAACUGAGUGAGCCUGUGGGGUUGGAACUGCCUACCUCCUCUCAUUCCUCCAUCCUUAGGCCUUAGUGAGGACAUUAUGGGCCCCACCUGGUCACUCAGUGUGUUUCUCCUUGGCUAUGUCUAUGGAAUGCCCAUCAACUUUCACAACAGCACCAGACAAAAUGAGACCCUUUUUGAACGAAACUACACACUGGACAACUCGACAGAAUUUGUUGAGACUAAUGACACAGGAAUCUCUCCCUUUCAAAUGAUCAUCUCAACCCAGUAUUUGGUUUCAACAGGGUAUGAAACUUUAUGGGCAAAUACAUAUUUUUAAGAUAUAACAUGUUGUAUAACUAAGUAGUCAUGUUAAAAAUACUCUUCAAAAUCUUUUUAAAGGGAAAAAUCACCAAACCAGCAAGACAUGUAAGAAUUGCUUAGUUUACAAAACUUUUUUGAUCAAUGAAUGUUGCAACAACAAUAAACAUUAACAACACUAAAAACAUAACAAUUUCCAUAUUGUUAUGCAUGUGACCUGUUUCAUAUCUAAACCUAUCUAAGCCUUUACCUCUCCAACCCCUGUUACAUUUUUCUCCAUAAGGAUUGUGAGGGUGGGGGCCAAGCAAUGCAUCCUGCCCACCUGUAUGACUGCCGUCCUCGGCUCCUCCUUGCAGAUAGGGGAUGAGAUAGCGGGCAGCUCUACUAGAGAUCCUCAGGGGAUAGGGAAGAAAUAAGAGCUGAUUUGUAAUAUUAUGACUAAGUGCUCAGACCAGAUAGUACACAGCUUUAUGGUGUAAACAUUGUAAUAAUCACAAUGGAUUCAACCUGAUAAAACAUGUCGGACAUGCAUGCUGAUUCUUGAUUAGUAAUGUUGUAAUGGAUGGCACCAUGAUAGAAAGGCUCCUUCUGUUUAACUCCACCAGAUACAAAAAUCAAAUUUAUUUCUGUAAUGCAUUUAAACAUAACCAAUGCCAACAAAGUGCUGUACAAUAAGUAAAAGAUAAAGCAUCAUAUAAAUUUACUAUACUUUUUACAAUACUAUUUAGUAUUCUUCACUCUAAAUGUUGACCAAUAAAAACAACUAAUACAAACCAGAAUUGGUGGCAUUAAUGACUGCUAUUCAAAUUAUGAACAUACUGUAUAUACCUGAUGUUCAAUAGAGAAGAUGUAACUAUUAAACAAGCAUUUAAACAAAUAGUUUUCCCAUUAUUCAUAUUAAUGUAAAUGUAUGCUUUCAAUUUGACCUUACAAGACAGUUUGAUCAUGAAGGACACAUAUUUGUGAUGCUUAGAAAUAUCAGUUUUCCAAUUUCAGCUACUGUAUUAUCGUUUUCCUUCAUGUCAAUAUCAGGCGCCUCAUGUUAGAAUAUUAAAGUGUCCAAUUGUCCUAAUAUCCCUAUCUAUCUCCUCACAGGUUAGACAGUCUGCAACAGAGGAAGGACAAAGAGUAUAACGUCACGACGGAGGUGCAGAGCUGGAAUGGUACAGAAUCAGAUGGCAACAUGACAAUGCUUACACCGAUGAAACUGCAUGUUCCCUAUCUUCGGGGAGUAUCAAGAGUCAAGAGCUGCCAGCUUAGUAUCUGUGCCCUUAUAAACCUGAGCCAUGAGAUGCAGUCAGGCGGAGACGAGAAAGCAGGCAGAGCAACGACAGACCCUCAUGGAAUCGGCAAGAGAUGAGAGGGAAGUCAAAGGGCCCUCGAGACCCUUGAUCAAAGCAGAUGUCAUAUGGCAUCAGCUGAGUGGAAAGUCAGAGUUGUUUGUUUAUUUAAUGAAUUUGAGUUAAAUCUAAUAAAAUUGCCGUUUUAUAAUCGUAUAAGUGUGCUAAUUUAGCCACCCUUUAGUGUUUGAUUGCAUGGCCAACACUUGUGACGGCAUGCGAUUAUUACGCGUAGGCCUACUGCCACAUUUGAGCUCAAAUGUUUGAAAAGUUCAAUGCUAGAGGGUUAUACCACCAACGGCACUUAGCUAAUAUACUAGACUAAUGGGUCAAUGUGUCGCGUUUAAGUGCCUGGGGUGUAUGCAUAGCUUAUAGAAAGCUGAUAUUACUAACAUUAAUGGUAUCAACACUAACCAAAUUGCUUUGCUGUUAGCGAAAGCGGCGGGACAGAGUCUGUAGCCUAUACAGACAAGAGAGUAGAAAACGUCCCAAGCGUUUUGGAAAGGGUAAAACAAGUUUGCGAAAAAUGGAUUCCCAUAUACAAGGAUUUUGGAGAGAGAGCAUUUUAAAAGAGAACAUGCUUCGGCUCAAUUGGUUUCGAGAUAACUGGACCAAAUACCAUAACACACCCAAAAAGGUGAGUGCAAAGGCAAGAGCAACACUGCCACAGAUCGCCAAACCUCCUCACGAAGGCACUCCAAGCCUGCCGACGGUCAAGGACAGAGGGCAGGAAAACAACUGCGAUCAGACGAUCCUGCCGAUGCGGCCAGUGUCGGGAGAGACUCGGAAAGUUCUUUAUGAUGGCUUUUCAAAAGAGCAGACUGGGCGCUAUAAAUACCUACUAAUGAGGAAAGCCAAAUCUCCAGAAGAAAAGUAUCCGUAUCCAUUAACCAGCAACUGCGAGUAUGGUUGGGGUUUAGGUGACACGACCAAGGCCUAUGUCCCAAUGUUUGCACUAAACGCCAUUGUGAGAGAUACCUUCUACCGCAAGAACGGCACCUUCCCGCACUCCACUCUCUCUGACAGGCUGGCAUAGAACCCGUUGGACCUACGGUGCU
Messenger RNA from Osmerus eperlanus (European smelt), 2714 nucleotides. RefSeq names its product protein SPMIP1-like. Bases 2183 to 2692 code for a protein of 169 amino acids. The record is from RefSeq and is a predicted model, not a curated record. The transcript has 8 exons. NCBI's taxonomy places the organism in Eukaryota, Metazoa, Chordata, Actinopteri, Osmeriformes, Osmeridae.